Rhipicephalus microplus (southern cattle tick) is the source of this 700-nucleotide messenger RNA. RefSeq names its product RNA polymerase I subunit RpI12 (gene Polr1H). Gene Ontology annotation, molecular function: nucleic acid binding; zinc ion binding. Gene Ontology annotation, biological process: DNA-templated transcription; termination of RNA polymerase I transcription. The record is from RefSeq and is a predicted model, not a curated record. NCBI's taxonomy places the organism in Eukaryota, Metazoa, Arthropoda, Arachnida, Ixodida, Ixodidae. Gene Ontology annotation, cellular component: RNA polymerase I complex.
CGUUGUUUUAUUGACGUUUUGGUUGACGUAGUGAAUCAACAUGGCAACUUACAUCGCUAAACAAGUCGUGCCAUUGUAGUCGUACACGCCGUGCGCUGUUCAGCCGGUUCAGCUAAGCCCCACAGACCAAAGAGUUUCCUAAAAUUCCGCAGACAAAGAUGACGGAGUCGCCGACGGAGCUGUUCGCCUCGGACCCGGACUUCUGCCAGCGCUGCGGCUCCGUGCUGCCUUUGCCCAGCCACGAGGACUACGUGGAGUGCAAGCUGUGCGGCGCCAGGAUCGACGUGCGCAACUUCCACGGCCUGGAGACCUUCUCGCGCGUGGUGUUCAACGACCGCAAGGCGGCCCUCAAGAAGGCGGCGCCGACGUCGACGGCCAAGCCCGCCGGACCGCUGGUGGACCGCAAGUGUUCCAGGUGCGGCCACGAAGGGAUGACGUACGCCACGCUGCAGACGAGGUCGGCCGACGAAGGCCAGACGAUAUUCUACUCGUGUCCCGAGUGCCUCUUCCAGGAGACCGAGAACUCGUAGAAGUGUCACGUGUGUGUCAAGACGAACUGUGUGUUUAUCCACGUGCAGUGAAUCUUGCGGGUCGUCUUCGCCAGGAUCGACACCGUCGCACUGGCGGGCGAACCGUGCAAGGAACGGAGAAACGGCGCUAUAGCUGUGUUUAAUUAAAUAUCUAAUGCAGUCAUUCUAUA